CAACGGGCUAUCUAUCACAGUUUGGGUUUAACUGGCAUUCCUAUCAUUAAUGUUAACAACAACUGUGCUACUGGAUCAACUGCUUUGUUCAUGGCCAGACAACUAGUAGAAGGAGGUUUGGCGGAUUGUGUUCUGGCACUCGGCUUUGAGAGAAUGGCGAAAGGAUCCCUUUCUAUGGUUUUCAGACAGAGCUAAUCCAGCUGACAAACAUGUGGAAAUUAUGGCAAACAAAUAUGGCUUAGCAAAUGCUCCACUAGCACCUCAGCUGUUUGCAAGUGCUGGCAAAGAACAUAUGGAGAAGUAUGGGACAAAUCCAGAAUACUUCGCCAAAAUUGCAUGGAAGAAUCAUAGCCAUUCAACUAACAACCCGUAUUCCCAGUUCCAAAAGGAGUACACAUUAGAUGAAGUUCUGCAUUCUCGCAAAAUCUUUGAUUUCUUGACUGUCUUACAGUGUUGUCCAACAUCAAAUGGUGCUGCAGCUGCAAUUUUGGCUAGUGAGGAGUUUGUGAAAAGCCGUAAGUUGCAGCCAAAAGCUGUGGAAGUUCUAGCCCAGGUGAUGGCUACUGAUUAUCCAAGCACAUUUGAAGAAAACAGUUGUAUGAAUGUGGUUGGCUAUGAUAUGACUAAAAGAGCUGCAGAAAAAUGUUUUGAAAAAGCAGGCCUAAAACCUACAGAUGUUGAUGUGAUCGAACUUCAUGACUGUUUCUCAGCUAAUGAGUUAAUUACCUACGAAGCUCUGGGACUCUGUCCAGAAGGAAAGGCCUGUGACCUGAUUGACAGAGGAGACAACACAUAUGGAGGAAAAUGGGUUAUUAAUCCUAGCGGUGGCUUGAUUUCAAAGGGGCAUCCACUUGGUGCUACAGGUUCUGGAGAUGUUUACUGCAUCUGA
Molecule: messenger RNA, 889 nt
Organism: Leptosomus discolor (cuckoo roller)
Lineage: Eukaryota; Metazoa; Chordata; Aves; Leptosomiformes; Leptosomidae
Source: RefSeq, a predicted model, not a curated record